AUGUUCCCUGUUGUUGUAGAGACAGAACAAAAUGUCGAUCACGGUCCGAGUACUACAGAACUGCGAGUUAAUAUUCAGCAGCUGGGGUCUCAGUACGCCGGUCAAGCGCUCCGACACUCCGCCCUCCAGGAGCUGAUGAUGAAUACCACCAUACACUACGACGCUGUGGUCGCGGAGUGGUAUCACUCUGGACUACUGGCUCCACUAGCAUCCGUCUUCGAUUGUCCGUUAGUCUGGUAUACUCCUGAAGAUAUCUCCUGGCAAACAUACAGCCUCGUGCAUGGACACAGUAGUCUCGAUUUUAUGGCUUACAGUCUUCAAUCUCCGAGCUACUCCCUCCCAGAGAGAUUAAGAUAUUUAUGGUCAAAACUGUCGCUUGGUGUUCGGAAUUACUUUCACGUAAGCUCCACUGAGUUGCCUGAAUAUGAAGCAUGUUACCGUAGCGCGUUUCAGUCCCGGAGGCGUGUCUUACCGAACUAUGAAGAACUAGUUUACCAGGGAUCAGCACUUUUAAUUAAUUCUCACCCGCCACUCGGACAUAAUAUACCUCUUCCUUUAAAUGCUAAAUUUGUGGGAGGACAUCAUAUUGUUCGAAAAAUUUCUCCAUUGCCUAAGAAUAUUGUUAAAUUAUUAGAGGCAUCGAAGGCAGGAGUUAUUUAUGUAAACUUAGAAUCGCAUGUCGCAGGCAGGGAGGUGUCAUAUCAUAUUAUACAGGAGCUUAUAGAGGUAUUCGGUGUAUUACAACAGACUGUGAUAUGGAAGAACGAGGAAAUCCAGAUGAGCCUACCACAGAACGUGUACAUGAUGAAGAAUCCGCCACAAAAUAUUAUACUGAAUCACACAAACACCAUAGCAUAUAUAAACCACGGUCAGAUGGUAUCAAUCGUGGAUGCGACCAACUUUGGAGUACCGGUCAUUGGUAUUCCACUUCUAGAAGAUCACAUUAUCAACAUGGACUCCGUAGUGAGAAGAGGCUGCGGCAUUAAAGUUGACUAUACGAACGAAUUUGCCUGGAAGGUUAAAGACGCUAUCAAUAGAAUACUUAAAAUGACAAGUUAUCGUGAGCAAUCGAACAAAGAUAAAUUGUUAUUUCGCAACCGUGUAGCUUCUCCUCAAUCUGAAGUCCUGCACUUGAUACAACUAGUUCUGGACUCAGAGGGAGCUGGACACCUGCAGUCCUCGACACUGUUCCUCUCCGUCAUGGAGAGACAUAACUUGGACAUUAUCAUACUAGUGUUAAUGUUCUUUUGGUUCCUGAACAGGGCUGUGAGAUUAUUCAGUGCGUACUUUGUUUGGGGGGAUGAUGACAGUGAUGAUAAAAAGUACCAGUAA
This is a messenger RNA of Danaus chrysippus (African queen), 1332 nucleotides long. The record is from the annotation of a GenBank genome assembly. NCBI's taxonomy places the organism in Eukaryota, Metazoa, Arthropoda, Insecta, Lepidoptera, Nymphalidae.